UCGGGGACGUAUGAAUUAAUUUUGAUUAAGUGUUGUGCCUCCUCGAGAAGACCUCUCUGAAUUUUGCGAUUUUAAGUAUCUUGUAACUUAAGUGUGAAAUUUGCAUCUUUUUGUGUGCUCCCCUCAGAGAAAGGGAAGAGUGCUUUGAGCAUUAGCAUUUGAAAAGUGUCUGUUUCCCUGGGGAGAUAAGGAGUCACUUGAACUUUUGAAUACGUACACCUCCCUUAGUGUAGGCCUUUCAUUGUAUUGAAAAAAUGAGCGACAGCAUUGCCACCAUGAAAAGUGAAGAUGUAUUAUUUGAUCUUUUAGAAAAACAUGGUGCUCGACCCUCUUUAUCAGGCAUGGAUUGGGCACGACAGAACUGGUAUAACUUGCAAAGUGUUUCGGACCGUAUUAGUGUCUUACAGAAUGAGGCUCGUACACGAGCUGGAAAAGGAAAGUCGUUUAUUUGUGCCGUACUCGGGGCUGCUUUAAAAGCUGCCGUGGAGUUUCGAAAUGAAAAGCAUUCGGCAGAACUCCAAACCAUACAAGCACUGCAGGAAUCGGUUAAAGUAACACAAGAAUUGGUGAAAACUCUGCAGAAUCAAAUAGUGAACCUCGAGGAACAAUUAGAAAGAGAGAAGAGUAAUUCGGCUUUGUUGCAAAUGGCUUUUAAGGAACUGCUAACGUGUAAGCAUGCCAGCCAUACCAUCACCCAUAGUUUGCCUCGAGAAAAAACUUUUCCUCAGGUGGAACUACCAGGAAAGAAGGAAAGGCUAGAUAAAUUAGAAACUCCAAUAGCCCCAUUGCGUCCUUUGAUAAAAACUGAAUAUACAUUUGAUAACAGUGAGGAUCUAGAUCCUCAAAUGAAUAUUAAGGAAAUUCCCUUCUCAGCCACUGAACUAGCAAAAUUGAAGAAAGACUUUAGCCGCUCUCCAAAAGAAUCUGAAACAGAAUAUGUAUGGAGGGUUAGCCUCACUGGUGGCGACCAGAUUCGGUUAACAGAAAAGGAAGCAGAAGGUUAUUGGGGACCAGGAGUAUUUUUAACUACUGGUAACAAUCGUGCUCCCUGGUCAUUAACACAAAGGGCUGCCUAUUGGGCAGGUGGUCUCAACCCUUUAGAACGGGGAGACCCUCUUGCCAUUACUGGAACAACUGACCAGUUAGUAGAGAGCGUUCAAAAGGCUGCUUGUCUCCAAAUGAUGUACGAUAGAAAGCUGCAGCCACAUCAUGAAUCACCUAUGAUGAUGCCUGUUGAUCCUGAGAGAAUGACUGCUUUAAUUAGGGGGCUUCCAGAGUCGUUAAAACCUAUAGGUAUUCAGCUGCAAGGAAAAAUACAGGCAAUGCCUCAGGGAGAGAGUGCCCGGCCACUGUUAGAAAGAACUGUAACCCCUAACCAUCCGCAGUCAGGAAACAAAGUAUGGACGUGGGGAGAAGUUGCCCGAGAGUUAAUUAACUAUGGAAGGAAAUAUGGGCCAGUGGUUUCUUCCUCCACUAAACUUGAGCCAAGAGAAGUAAGACUUGCAGCAGUCAGCCUUGCCCCCAGGCCUCCUAGCUCAAAGCUGAGUGGGACUGGAAGGGUCUCACUGUCAGUAAAAACAGGUAGGCGAAAUAUUGAUCAUAAACGUAAUUGUCUCUGGAUACUGGGCUGGAAAAAGGGUGUUCCACGAGAUUUGAUGAAUGGAUUACCCACUGUCAGGUUAGAGAAAUUAGUUAACUGGUGGCCAGAACAAAAGCUCCAGAAUCUCGAGGAGAGCAAAACCCCAGGUCCUAGGGUCUCUCUCAGGGAACCUGAACGGCUAUCUAAGCCAUUACAAAACUGAUGUCUUCGCCCCUCCCAAGUGAGCGGGGUGGGGGCGGUGAAGGGUGGAUGCAUGAGAAAGCUCACAACAAAGGGAAA
Lagopus muta (rock ptarmigan) is the source of this 1879-nucleotide messenger RNA. RefSeq lists its product as uncharacterized. The transcript has a single exon. The coding region runs from base 255 to 1802 and encodes 515 amino acids. NCBI's taxonomy places the organism in Eukaryota, Metazoa, Chordata, Aves, Galliformes, Phasianidae. The record is from RefSeq and is a predicted model, not a curated record.